GAGAGGGGGAGAGAGAGAGAGAGAGAGAGAGCGAGAGAGAGAGAGAGAAAGAAAGACAGAUGGGGAAAAAUAAUGGAAAUAGGGGUAGAGAUAAGACAGGAGAGAGAAAAACUGCAGGGGAGUCUCUCCAGUUUGAUAGGAAGAGUGUAGCGUAGAAGAGGUGCUCAGAGCAGUUGACUGGCCGUGCACUCACAGCACAGCCUCUCAAUCAGUGCACUUGGCUAUGCUUAUUCAGGAAAAACACACACACAUACAAAAACACACACAAGGAGGAAGGAGCUGGGAGCUGGGAAGGCAGCCCAGGAGAAGGAAACCAAAUGGGGCAGAGCGCCUGAGUUUAAGAUCCAGCAGCUGUCUCAAGGGGGGCAGGGGGGGCCUCCAGACAAGCAUCGGCCAGCCAGUCAACGGGCCAGCCAUGGGGAGCUACCAGGCAGCAGACAGAGAGAGGAGAAACCAGAAGAGCAUGUACCCAGCAGGACAGACCCUACCAGCAGCACUGCAGCUCCCCAACACCAGACGGCCACUACCAGAGAUGCAAGACAAUCGCGCUGAGUGGGUGCUGACUAAUUAGCUCUCACCCCUGAGCGGUUUAAACAGGGGUUGAAGGGGGGUUGCGGUCAACAGAUGUGGUCGUUGCGGAGGGCCAUGGGGCCAGAGCCAUCGCGGGGGCGCUGUCUGCUCAGGUGGCUCGGGAUGAAGGUGUGCCGCAGGAGCACGCUGGUGUUCGCCCUGCUCUGGUUCGGCUCCUGGGUGUUCCUCAAUGGCCUGGUGUUUGUGCACCGGACCAUCCUCUCCGACUACUGCACGGACGACAAGAGCAAGAAGAUCCUGCAGAGAGUGUGUGAGGAGUAUCGCGAGGGCGCCCUAACCGGUGACCUGUGCGAGGACUUGUGCGUGAGCGGCCAGGUGGAGUACAGGCGCUGCCUCUACUACGAGAACGGUAAGAAGGUGAUCGAGGCCCGGUGGCGUGGCACGCCCGUGGUGCUCAAGUCCAAACUGGAAAACUUCUCCUCAUAUGAAAGCCUGGGUCUCCUGGAGUACCAGGACCCAGCCGAAGAGCUCUCUCCCCUGGACGUGGUCUUCUACGCCACCCUGGAGAUCAGGAACUCCCUAGGGCUGGAUAUAAGCAGCAACGCCUCUCUGCCGCCGCUGUGGGGCCAGAGGCUUAGGGAGCAUGGGCAGGCCUACUCGCGGGCCGAGCUAGCAUCGCUGUGGUCCCUGCUCCAGCAGGAGGAGUACACUUUCCUGAGGGUGCUGCAGGACCUCAGCCGGCACUUAGCCAAGGUGUUGGGCUCCUGCGGACACUUCUACGCUGUGGAGUACCUGUCGGCAGGCCACGCCUGGGACCAGAACAUCUUCUCGCUGGAGGAGGUAUCGGCGGGCCCACGGACGGCGAGGGACAUGGUGCACCGCAUCGCCCUCAGCUUCCUGGACAUGGUGUGGCGCUUCGACAACGACUUCUCGCACCGCCUCCACCUGUGUGACAUCAAGCCGGAGAACUUUGCUAUCCGGAAGGACCUUACGGUGGUGGCUAUAGAUGUGGACAUGGCCUUCUUCGAGCCCAAAAUGCGAGACAUCCUUGAGCAGAACUGCACUAACGACGACGACUGCAACUUCUUUGACUGCAUAUCCAAAUGCAACAUGAAGACGAACAAGUGCAGUUCCAAGCGGAGAAAUAGCAACCUGCAGGUGAUCUGUGAGAAGAUCUUUAGGCCCUGGUUCUCUCCCACACUGCUGGGCGCCAAGGCGGGCCUCCCCCUCCAGGUGGACCUCCAGCGGGCGGUGCAAGAGUGCGUAGACACUGCGGGGGGCGAGGACGAGGAGCAAGACCGGGCUGUCCAGAAGCGGCUGCUAGACCUCCUCACGGGCCUCCUCCACCAAGGGACAUCCUCUGAGCAUUGGGGCAAAGGGGGAGAAGAUAGAGAGGGCAUUCACCCUCACACAGCUCUUAACUUCUGAAGCAUUGCACUGUUCACCCUCACAAAAACUAUUCAGUGGAGAAACCAACAGUAUUGGCUUCAUGAGACGCUAAUUUAACAUGUGUUUGAUGUUUUGCAUUUUGUGAGGUGGUUCCUGAGGACUGGAUGAUACUGUUUUUUGAAGUGACAAAAGAUGCCCUGAUGCUGUUAGCACUGACUAUGUGCUUGAGUACCUACAGUAAGCAGACUAUGGCAGUUUCAGAGGUAUUACUGUAGCAUCUGCCAAUAACUGAUGGUCUAUCAAGCAAGUGGUCAUUCUAUUUGAGUCAUCUUUACCUCAAAUAAAUGCAGAAACUUUCUUUUGA
Messenger RNA from Oncorhynchus mykiss (rainbow trout), 2284 nucleotides. RefSeq names its product divergent protein kinase domain 1C. Lineage: Eukaryota; Metazoa; Chordata; Actinopteri; Salmoniformes; Salmonidae. The record is from RefSeq and is a predicted model, not a curated record.